AUGACGUUUUCUCCUUCUAAUGUGACGGAGCAGCGUGCUGGAAGUAGUGGUUCAAUUCCGACUUGUAAAAGGCCGCAGCACUAAAAGCUGCUGAUCUUACGACAGAAGAACAGAGUGACAGAUCUAAAUAGAGAGAUAUAGAGAUAAGGAGACGAGACAAAACGUGACGAAAAGAGCGAGUAGACUGCAGACAAAGACAUAUAUACAUAAACAUAUUUAUACACGCAUACACAUAAAUAUACGUACACGCAGAUACACACACAUAUCUCAGAAGUUUCCUUAUUUCAAGAAGGAAAAAAAAGAAAAACAUAUAAAGAUAUAUCUAUAUAUGUCAAGAUGUUUUGUAAAUGUCAACGUUAGCUAGCUAGAAUGGUGCUUAUUGCUACGUGAAGUUGUAAAGUCAAGUGUUAACUGAAGGAAAUCUGGUGAAAUGGCAACAGUUUCCAGCCGAAUGGAUCGUCACGAGGAAUUAGUCAAUGCUAAGGAUGCUGUUGGCAAUACAUCAGCAGAAUAUUCCAUGUUGAUGCAUGGAAUCAACACUUGUGCUGCCCCUCUUGUACAUCAAAUAGUUCGACAGAACCCUCAAUUAGUCCAUCAGAAAGGUUGGCAUUCUCAGACACCGUUGCACAAGGCAUCUCUUGGAGGUGACUGGACUAUAAUCUACCUACUUUUGGAGGCAGGUGCUGACCCAAACAUGUGCAAUGACUUUGAUGAAACACCUCUGCACUAUGUGUGCCGUCGUGGAAUUGCGUCCAAUGUACACCUAAUGUUACAACAUAAUGCAGACAUCCAGCUGACAGACAAGCAAGGACGUUCAGUUGUGCACCAUGCUGCACAAAGUGGAAGUGUGUGUGUUCUCCAUUACCUCAACAGUGUCCAUAAUUUGAGUCUUCAAGCAAUGGACAACAACCUCCAGACUCCACUCCAUAUUGUCUGCCAAAUGGGUCACUUAGAAGCUUUGAAAUAUCUCACCAAAAAUCAGCGUUCUGAUGUUUUCCAGAAAGAUGUCGAUGGAAAUACAGUGCUACACCUAACUGCAAAGGAAGGUUUUAGCCAUAUCUCUUGGAUUUUGUUGAAUGUUGGGGAUUGUAGUCUGUUACACAUGAAAAACAAACAGAAUAUGACGCCACUAGACCUGGUUCUUGAAAAUCCAAAAAAGAAGAGCGACCAUAAACAGCUGGUGUCUCUCCUGUCAUAUAUGUCUUCAAAAAAAAGUAACCAGAAACCUCCAAGUCCAUUGUUUAUCUGGUGGCUUCAACUACUACAGCCCUGCCUUGUCUAUACCAGUAUGCUUGUUAUUGCACAUAUGACAGGAGACCAGUACCAAGGCGCUGUUGCCAUCUUUGCUCUCCUCUACUUUCUAUUUCUUCUCAGGAAACAUUCACACAGAAUGAAUCAUGUAUGCAAAUGGCCGAACCCUGUUUAUGCUGGGAUGUUUUCAGCUGGUCUCCUUUAUUCAAUAUUUACCUACUUUUUGAUUUUAUUACCAAAUACCAGAGAUUAUAUAUUUUUGCAUUGUCUUUCCCCAUUUUUGACGACACUUUUAUUGUAUUUAUACUGGAAAAUGCUGAGGACUGAUCCUGGUACAAUCCGGUACUCCCUGUCUAAAGAUGGCACUAAUUGCCCUUAUACACUAAAAGAUCUGUGUGUCCCACCAUUGAAAGUCGAAAUAUUUUGUGAAGAGUGUGAAAUUGUGCGAAGUCCUCGAGUGAAACAUUGCCGCCUCUGUGUGACAUGCUUCCAAAAUAUGGACCAUCAUUGCCUCUUUCUGCUGAAGUGUGUUGCGAAGAAUAACCACACAUUGUUUGUGUGGUUCCUUAUUUGCUGUGCAGCCAGUCUGAGUUUCUUCCUCCUCACUGCAUUGCUCUAUUGUGUUAAUGUUUACAAAGACUUCACCGUUCUUGAAACGGUUGUCAUAUUGAUACGGAGCAACAUCUGGAUCUUGACCCUCUCCACCAUGGAUCUCUUCUCCCUCGCUUGGAUUCUCACGUUGAUCCGAUUCCAGUUUAUCAUAGUCUCUCAAGGGAACACUACGUAUUUCCAAAAAUCUGACAGUGUUUUGACAUCCACUGAAAAGCUGUUGAACAUUGCAUAUUUCUUACAGGGAAAGCAACCUUUCGCGUCUGACCCCUUUGCAGCCUAAUCCUACUCGAGAUCAUUCAUACAUUAAGUAUUUUCAUUUUACUAACGACGCAUGCUCUCUCACACACACACUCACAUAAACAUUUACACACACACUCACACAUACAUAUUUAUUAAGUGCUACAUCAAACAUGUGACACAAACACAAAUAUAUAGUGGUUCAUAAAACACACUCACAUUAAGUGUCAUAUACCACAUGUGACCCAUACACAUACACACGCACGCACAACACAACACAUAUUAAAUGCUACAUAAGAUGUGAUUUUUCAUAUGCUAAGUGCUAUAUAAAACAUAUGACUCACAUAGUUAAGUGCUAUUGAGUGGUACAUAAAAGAUGUGGCACACAUAAAAUGCUACAUGAGAUAUGCCACACACAUUUAUUAACUAUUGCAUGAGACAUAACAUACAUAUAUAUUAAAUGGUGCAUUCUACUUGUGACAGAUAUAUUAAGUGCUACAUGAGUCAUGUGACACAUUAAAUAUUACAUGAGACAUGAUUUACACAAUUGAGUGCUACAUUAGACAUGUAAUAUAUAUAUACUGAGUGCUACAUAAAACAUGUGACAUAUAUUAAGUGCUACAUAAGAUGUAUGACAUUCAUAUUAAGUGCUAUAUGAGACAUGUUACAUGCAUAUUAGGUGCUAUAUGACAUGUGUUACACCUUGUCACCACUAUUUUAUCUAUUUUCAGCUCCAUUCUAGUCACUCCCAUCUCUCUUCUAUAGUGGGAGUAGUUGUGUAGUUCCUCUCCAGCAAGAAACUGUUUUAUUCUGGCCCUUUUCUCAUACUCUAGCUCCACCCCAUCAUCUCAUUGCAUAAAGCUACCUCCCUUUCUACAGCAGCUUCUCUCACUCAAAGGGUCUCUUAGUCUUGCAGGUUGCAUGGUGACCUCACUAGUACUGGUACCAUCACAAAAAAGGCACCCAGUGCAUUCCGUAAUGUGGUUGCCCUCAAGAAGAGCAUCGAGCUGUGGAAACUAUGACAAAGCAGAUGGAGCAUAAAGCAGUCUUCGGAACCCUUAGAUUUUGUCAAACUCUCCAACUCAUGCCAGCAUAAAGCAUGGACAUUAAAUGAUGAGGAUGAUGAUAAUGGUGGAAAGGGGACAUUUAUAUAAAAAAAAAAAGUAUUGGGUGAAAGGGGGGUGCAAAGCUGUAUAAGAUUGAGAACCAUUGAUAAUAGCAAAUAUACAUACAUUAAUUUAUACAUAUAUACAUACAUAAAUACAGCCAUAAUCAAACAUACUUACAUACAUACAUACAUACAUAUAUAUAUACAUAC
Octopus bimaculoides (California two-spot octopus) is the source of this 3418-nucleotide messenger RNA. RefSeq names its product palmitoyltransferase ZDHHC13. The record is from RefSeq and is a predicted model, not a curated record. NCBI's taxonomy places the organism in Eukaryota, Metazoa, Mollusca, Cephalopoda, Octopoda, Octopodidae. Gene Ontology annotation, molecular function: protein binding; palmitoyltransferase activity.